This is a messenger RNA of Symbiodinium sp. CCMP2456, 1485 nucleotides long. NCBI's taxonomy places the organism in Eukaryota, Dinophyceae, Suessiales, Symbiodiniaceae. The record is from the annotation of a GenBank genome assembly.
GUCUGUGCAAUUUCCGGUACUGCACCAGAGCAGCCUGUGUACUCUCCGAAGACUAGGCAGGUCUACGAGCGGCGGCUCAUCGAGAAGCAGGUGCAGGAGACUGGACGAUGUCCUGUGACCCAAGAGGAGCUAACACAGGAAGACCUUUGUGAGAUGAAGGUGAACAAGGUAGUCAAGCCCCGGCCAGCUGCAGCGACAUCCAUUCCUGGCAUGCUGACACUCUUACAGAGUGAAUGGGAUGCCCUCAUGUCCGAAACGUAUGAGAUGAAGACGAAUCUUGACACCACUCGCAAGCAACUCUCUCAUGCACUUUAUCAGCAUGAUGCAGCUUGUCGCGUCAUCGCUCGACUGCUACGGGAGCGAGAUGCAGCACGAACUCAGGUAGCGCAGCUGCAGGAUCAGCUCAGCAACUCAACACCUGCGAAUGCACCUGCAGGGUCUGCCGAGGUCGAGACUGGCCUCACCCCUCAGAUACUCAGCAAGAUGGAGGAGCUUGCAAAAACUCUGGCGAAGAGCCGCAAGCAGCGAAGCUUCCCCGACCUCAACCCUCUCGAAGAGGUCAAGAGGUUGGAAUGCAAAGGGUCGUUUCCCAAUAUCCACCACUCCACUGCACCUGGUGUUCUCUGUGUCGACGUGCACAAGGUUCAUCCCCACAGGAUUGCGACUGGUGGUGUCGAUGGCCAGGUGAUUCUCUUCGAUGCGCAGAAGAGCAAGUCGGUGCAGAAGAUGGCUGGCCACUCCAAGAGGGUCACCGCUGUCAAGCUGCAUCCGGACAAGGAUGUGGUGGCUUCUGCGUCGCAGGAUGCGACGGUAAAAAUCUGGACUUGCAGCCGCACGACAGACUGGUCAAGCCAGUACAAUUGCCUGCACACGAUCCGAAAGCACAGUGCAGAAGUGACGGACCUUUCCAUCCAUCCACUGGGAGAUUACUUCCUCACGGCCUCCUUGGACAAGUCCUGGGCUAUUCACGACUUUCACAGCGGCCGCUGCAUACGACACAUGCAGGAUUUGGACUCCGCAUACCCUUGCAUGAGCUUUCAUCCAGAUGGGCUGAUUAUUGCCGGCGGCACAAAGGACAAGACGGUUGUUGUCUGGGAUGUUAAGGAACAGGCGACCGUCACCAGCCUCACCGGCCAUGAGGGCACAGUCCAGACUUUGUCCUUCUCUGGCAACGGCUACUACUUGGCAUCGGCUUCAGAUGAUGGUGUUGUCAAGCUUUGGGACCUGAGAAAACCGCUGAAUAUCCAGACCCUCAAGGUAGACGGUCCCGUUCAUGCUGUUGCGUUUGACAGCACAGGGCAGUACUUGGCUGUGGGAAGCAAGGCCGUGCAGGUAUUCAAUUUCGCGACCAAGACGACGCUGACAGAAGCUGCUGCUUUCAAGGAGCACACAGACACUGUGACCGGUCUUUGCUGGGGUCCGAAUGCAAAGACACUGGCCAGCGUGUCCAUGGACAACUCUUUGAGAAUCUAUUCCAACAAGUGA